AGUCUAAUCAAUGUAAGUAUAAAAUCUUCAAGCUAUAUUGUUUCCUCAUCAUUCUGAUGUCGAAAUACACGUACACCCACCUAGUACAUCAACAAGCAGGCUUGCGCGGAUGAUUCAUUCUUGCAUGUAUCGUCAAGAAUCAUAAUCAUCAGUAGAUGAAGAUGAUGAAGUAGAGGAAUAAGUAUCAACAUUUAAUCUUAUUCAUGCUCACGCGUACGAGAGGUCGACAAGCUCACUGUCAGUAAAAAAAUGAGACUCGAUCACGUUGACAGUGUCGUGGCAAACUCCUUUGUCCACGGACGCGGUCGUCGCGAUGUUGAGCUCGGGACCUAUGGCAACGAGGUUCUUAGCACCUCCUCUAACAUUUAUAGCCCUUCAGUUUCAAACGACGGGUAUACAACUAACGGCGAAUACGCUACUGCUGGUGUACCUUCGAGCAGAAGUCCCAGACUGCACUACCGGAGAAGCGGGACAAGACGAACGGAGUUGGGAGCCACCCCUUUGGGAACAACCUUGCACUCCACCAGCUUCCUCGGGUAUGGACUCGCCGUCGCAUUGAAGGUUCCAAGACUGUAUGCGGCUAUCAUGCGAGGUGCCAAGAAGGUUCUUUGCUCUGGCGGCGGCGAGUAUGUCAAAUGCACGCUGAACAAGUUCGGUACGGAGGUGGAGAAGUGCGAGGGAUGGUACUCGAUUUCCUUUUGUUCUUGUUCAUAAUUCAAUUAUUGUGUUCUUACAAAUUCAGAAUACGGUCAUCACCAUUCUUAAAGAAGAACACUGUUUUGCAUUUUUGCUAGAGGACUUCUAUUUUCGUCAAACCUCGUCCUCGUCCUGUUUGAAAAGUCAACAUUGAAGAUAAUACUCCACCACUCCUUCCGCUACCGCCAGACUUCCACUUUACUAAAUCUUUAUGAUUGUACGUCGUCGACUCGAGCUCGACUGUGGUCGACUCGAGCCCGACCGUGGUCGACUCGAGCUCGACCGUGAUCAACGAGAUGAAUCAACUAGUAAAACUACCCAUAGAAGUUGAUGUGAAUACAUUGAAUCUUUCCAGGUGUGGCAUUAUGGGUUUGAUGUGGUUCAAAACGCGGUACAGGAGUCGCUGUCAAUUUCAUGAUGCCAUCACGUAUCCGUGGAGUGCGCACCGCGGUCCGACAUAUGGCAACGAUCCCGUCUACCGACAAGUUCGUCGUCAAGUUUGCUGCAGUCACCAGUGCUGGGAUAUUGAUGAUUGGCGCCUGACACUUGCCAGCUUGUCGUCCGGGUGCGCAGGAACUACUCCUGAAAUAAGCGCGGGCGUUGCACUCAUAAGCAGCUGUGGCCUUUCAUCGUUCCUGCAGAUUAUUCCCACGACUACAACUACAACUCAUGAUCAAGAUCAUGAUAAGGCUACUCCACGACAUCGGCAGGCCACCAUCUUGGUAUCCCAAGAAGAUGCUGAGGACGAGGUGGAACAAGAGGAUGACGUACAUCAAAUUCAAAACCAUCGUGUUCGUCAGCACGCGCAAAAUUUCAUCUGAAGACAUCGCGGGAUUCGUCUGCUGCAUGAAGUCAGUUUCGCUCGUCGUAAUCGUCGCGGAAUUCAAACCCAACAUAAUCUCAGACGCGACUUGCACACCUAAAUAAACAAUUUCAAUACUUGACUUAUGGGUGUAGGGAAUCCAUCUCCAAAGUCAUCUGGAAGAAAAACACAAGGGGAAAAAGAGACCCAGAUGAUCUCUGGGAUGGAUUCCCGAUACCUCUAAUUGACGAAGCAACAACGCCGCGUGGUUGAAUCCUGACACGACUGUUCUCAUGUGCGCAAUCGCGGGGCGCGCGCCAACAUAGAGAUAACCGCAAGCAGGCGACACUCAUCGCGAAAGGACCGAGUGUUAGUGUGCACUGGUUACAGGAGACUGUGUUCGACGACACAUCAGGCUAUGGAUACGUCUCACGACGGGAUGUUAUUUCUCACGUUAAGAAGCGAAAGCGUACUUCAAGAAGGAGAACGCUGCGGGCGCAGGCGUAGACACGUCAUCAAAGGGCGUCGGCAACUUCCUCAUCUUGAAAAAUCUUAUCUUGGUCUUUGUUCUGCUUCUGGAGCCGGAGAUGAGUACUAGAACGGCUUUGAGGAGCGACGUCGCGCCUUAUUUGUUGCACAAGCCACAAGAUUGAUAUGAAUAGAAAAUUGAAAUUAUGUAAAGCUAGGAAAUGAGAAAAGCCUACACCCGCUUGUACUUGGAGUUUUAAUUUUACUUUUAGUAUCUAGAAAUAUCAAAGCACCAUUUUUGUGAACAAUAUACAAACUGGAGACUUAACCCCCGGGGAUCCUAAAUCUACUGGUGAGUUAUACUUUUUAGUGCUGUGGCAGCACGGUAGGCUGGCUCGGCAGACCCAGGUCUUUGCCGGCGCCGGUCGUUGCACCUACGGCCCAUAAAUUUGCCACGGAGCGUGGCGGGAGGCCUUUACCUCCCCAGAGAGAGUUGCACACCAACGUCCGGGUGUCGUAACCCCUCUCGCGGCUCGGCCGGUGUUCGUGCACCGUCGCCCUACGAGUCAAUCAACCGGCACCCGCGAGGUUUCGGGUGCUCGCUCUUCGCGUCGGACGCUUUGGUCCGGGGCGCUUUGGCCCGGGUGCGCGGCUAAUCCCUCGGCAGUAGCAGGCGUUGUCCCCCCGCUGGGGGACAAGGUCACUUUGAACCUCCAGCCCUUUGGGCCAUCCUUUCUCGACGCCUCCUUGGUGCGCCUUCCAUCCUUUUCCCGACGACUGGAGGUUCAGAACCGCCAGGUGCGUACGUUUUUUGUACCCGGUACUGCUUUGAGUGCCCCUGAGCCGCUGCUACUGGCGCUCUUUGGCGCUAGGGCCGUCACCUUUUUGGUAACGGUAUUCUGUUGAAUCCGCCCUUUCUUCUGUAGCUUCUGCUUGGGGGUGAUCUUGAUCGUCCGCUUGACCAAGGUGUCCUCUUGGACCGCCUUGGGCUGCACGAAGACGCGCGGGGGUGGACCCCCCCCCGAGGGCCACCGCCUGCGCAAUCCGUGCAGCGGGAUGAAUUCCGAAGCCUCCCACGUUUUGUGGUCGGCUGUGUACUCGUCCCACAUUUUGCUGGACUGUUCCCAGCCCAUGUGGGUGAGGAAUUCAUCCUCCUUCACGGAGAUUUUCCCUUGCUCCCACUCGCGUCGCGUUGCCAAUGCGAGUCCUCUCCUGCAGCUGUGCAGCGUGCCGCUAAUUCCCUUCGCCAAGCUACUUAUCCUGGCCUUGCCUAAUGGGAAAUCAGAUCUCAUAACAGCGCCUUCGCCGUGCAUCGGGCAAAAGCGACUUCGUGCACCAGCUGUUUUUGCGUUGGUGUCGCAAUUGCAGUGGAUUUCUAUUAUCCUACCGCGUUGUUUGCGGAUUUUGUCUUCGGAUAUGUGGAUGCGCCACACGUCUCCUUUUUUGGAGAUGUCCGUGUCGUCCACCGCCGCGAUGCUGUCGCCCCGCAAUCCCGAUAGCGCCCAAAGGAGGACCAUUUUUUGGUCUUUUGCCUUUAGCGCCUCGAGCUUCGUACCCGGUAGGAAAGGCUUUGCUUUCCUCGGGUUGUGGUCUUGGAUUGUUCGUUCAAUUGCCUUUUCCACGUCCCCGAUGUUUCGGAGAAUGGCGGGGCUUUCGACUAGCCGCUGCGGGCCAUCCGCGGGUGGCGGUUCUACCAGCCACAUGAUGAUGCUGGAUGUGUACUGCGCGACUGAGGUGUAUUCAUUGAACACUAGGAAGGCGGCGAAUCUUUGCACCGCCUCCGGCCUCACGGGUAGCUUUUCACCCUUGGCCGCUAGCCAGUCGAGGAAGAAGGCGACUCGCGACUUUUUGUUUCUAGUCGUGGAGUCGGCUUCUCCCAUGGCGCGCAGCUCGUCGUCGUUUAGAUCGACAGCUUUGCGCAGUGCGUCCGCCCGCUUCGACAUUUAUUUAAUGUUACUUUUUUAUUUAUCUCUCGCUGUUGUUCCCUCUAACGUUCUUUUUAGUUUUUAUUUAGUUAGUUUGUUCUCUCGUCCUUACUUACUUUUUUGUCUAGGCUGGUUCGUGCGGCUGCUUAGGCGAACCUCCACCAUGGAUCUUGGCCUCCUGCCGUAUCUCAUGAAGUGGUCUCCCCAGCCUAGCUUCUUUACUUACUCGUAACUCCUUCCCACUCUGUUUUCCCUCUUUUUAGCUUGACGAGAUGUAACACGUCACUCCCUCGAACACUGCGCCGCCGCCGCCGCGUUUUCCCUUUCGGCCACCAGUCGUCACUGGUGGUUUGAUUUGUUUCCUCCCUCUCAACUAGAGUGUUUUUUACUCUGUCAAAAAGGACGAAUUUAUUGUUCCGCCACUAACUUAAUAAUGGUCCGGUGCCCCUGGUAAUUUGACCAGAGGGCUUAUGGCGAAUGCUUUUGCAUUCUGUUUUUCGAGGAUUUGUUGUCCUCGAGGCCGGUAGCCUUUUUCUUCCAGCUAGUCGCGUUCUAGCUUGUGCGUGGCUCCUUCCACCACACCGCGAGGGAGCGUUUGCUCCCAACGUGCUCCUUCACGUCUCUCCCCAGGAGGAUUUUUCCCUCCAUCACUCUCGAUUUAUCGGCGUCGAUCGCGUGAGCGGCUGUUUUUGCGCUCGUUCGAUCGCUUCGAUUUGUUGCGGCCACGAUUGUCUUUUUCGCGACUGUCGUUGCGAUGCCGUUGUCCCAGCGGAACCGCGUUUGCGUCGCUUCGCUGGGGUCCUUUCGGUUGGCGGCGUGUUCGGCCGUUUUUGGCCUUCAUCGCCUUCAUCGGCUGGACUUUCGGUUUUACGAAGUCUUUCGGGUGGCGGAUUGCUUCCUUGUCCUUCGCUGCCGCUCGUUUUGCCGCUGUGCCGGUUGGCUGCUGGUUGAUGUUUCGCCCUGCCAACCGGGCCGAGAAGAGGACUUCGGCCAGCUCUUUUUGCGAGCGGAUCACUUCUGCCCACGUUCUCUUGGCGAUAGUGAUGUCUGGGGGAGGACGGUUGCGGUCGAUGAGGUGGUGGUGUGUGCAUUCCAGGUGUUGAGCGUCGUUGCGACAGCCUGACUGCACCGCAUGCGCUUUGUGCGCGUGGAACCAGUGGCAUACCGCCGGCGGAAGCAUGAGUCCCAUAUUUUUCAGGGACUUCAAUGCGGACGGCUCCACUAAGCCGGUUUGAGGGAAGUACACGUAGUAUGUGGUGCGUGUUCCUCCCUUCGCGUUUCGGCGCUCGGCUAGCACCACGUCGACACGUUUGUCGAGGCGGCGGUUGUGGACUGGGUCCAUGGCCGGGUUGAAAUCUGUUUUUUCCAGAUCCAAACUCUCCAACCAAGUGUCGCUCGGCAUGGUUGUGCCCGUGUCGUCGUCCCCGCCGCUGUCGGCGUCGCUGCCGAACGGGUUUUGCGGGCCUUCGCUCGCCGAUCGCUCUCGCGAUUCGCUGCGGCGGCGGCUGUGGCUACGAGAGCGCAGUGUGACUGUCACACGUUCGCUUCUCGGCUUGCCUAAGCUCGCCUCGGCGUCUCGCAUGGAGAACAUUUCAUUUUUGAUUUCCUCCAUGUUCUCCUUGAAGAACGCUUUUUGGACGGGCGGUUUGAUUUUUCCCCCGUCUUCCUCGUCCGUGUAGCGCGCCUCGUCGAUGAGGUGGAGACCGAAGUGGUUGUACCAGGCCAGCAGGUUGAACAUGUAUCUGUUCACCAGCCCGGUCUCCCAGCGCUUCAUCUUCUGCUGGAGCGCGUCGAGGCUGCGGGAGCCUUCCUUCAUGAAUCCCAAGAACACCAUCAUUUUUUUGAUGGCGAUUUCUGGGAAGUUCUCGUUGAACUCGGUCAUGAAGUCGAAGGGCUGCAGGUCGGUGGCGCCGUUGAUGGCGCUUUCCACGCGGCGCAGCGUCUCCCAGCACUGGUCCAGGUUGCAUCUGUCCCAGUAGUCAGCCGGGACGCUGGCGACGACCUGUUUCCGGACCAGGUUCUGGAACGCGCUGUUUGUGCGCUGCAGGUUGUCUCCGUUAAAGCCUGCGAUGGCGCAGUUUGAGACCUUGGGUUGGUUUUUUCCCACCUGGGCUUCGCCCCAGAUGCCUGCGGCCGCGUAUGCUCCGAAGAGCAGCGCCAGCGCCUUUUGGUUGAGGCGUUGGCCUGCCGUCGUGUUCAGGACGCUGUUUUCGUCCACGUCGAAAACGGAGCGGAGGCCGUGCUUUUCCACGUGUUUUAAUAACGCGGUGAGCACGUGGUUCGCCUGCUUAGAGGCUUUUUCUCCGUUCGUGAAGAAGCAGUUUUUAUACUGCUCCUGUGCGUCUGCGACUUCCUCGCCCGGAGUUAAGACGGAAGGCCAGACGACUUUCACCUCUGUUUUCUUCUCGACGCCGUUUACGCGUCGGUAGACGAAGAAUUUUUCUCCUUCGCUAGCCGGGCGCGUGUCGUCAUAGGAGAGGAUUUUGUCCUCUCCGCUGCUGUUCAAAGCCGUUGCGAUGGCCUUUGCGGUCUUCUUCGCGAACGUUUUGAACAGAGCUGCCGUCUCCGGCGGCUCCUCGGAGGACUCUUCGCUUUUGUCGGCGAAGUCCACGGAGUCCUCCUCCUCUUUCUUUUUGGCUUCGAGCUCCGCCUUGCGCUGCUUCUCCUCUUCUUCGAGGAGCUUUCGGUCCUCCUCCUCGUGCGCCUUGCGGACCGACGUCCACGGCGUCUUGGCCGGCUUCGCGUCCCAGUCGUUGAGCACCUCUUUGUUGGUGCGCUCGAUCAGGUAGCGGACUAUCACCUCCUUUUUGGCGGUCUGCGCCGGGACUUCCGCCAGGUUCAGCUGCGGGUUUUCCUCCCGAAACUUUCGUUUUUCGGCGAGCUUCGCGCCGGCUUCAAAAGUCUCUUUUUUAAUCAGAGACUUCGAGGCCCAGGGUUCGGCCGUUAGUUCCUCGUGGUAUGCGCCCAACCACAAGUGGAACCACAUCAAGGUGGUGCCCUGUUCGGUUAGGGUUCCACCUUCCCCCACGAAGCGCGGGUCCUCCAGGUCUUUUUUGACCGUGUCGAUGAAUUCCGUUUCCGGAAGUUCACCGACCAUCUGUCGGAGUGCUGCAAUCCAGUCCUGGAUGUUUGCGCAGAAGAUGAGUUUAUCCUCAUACUGCGUCUUCUCCUCCAGCUGCUUUUGCAGCGCCUCCAUGGCCUCCGCCAUGGAGGGGUGAAACAGUGAUCCGUCGAUCAGUUUCAGAAGGGCUUUGCCCUUCUCGUCGACGUCCUCGCUCCCCACAGGAUUUUUGCCUGUGUGGAUGACGAGGUCUCCGACGCUUUUCAGGGAGGUCAUUUUGUUUUUUGUUUUGCUGAAAACCAGAGUGCGGGGGCACUACUAGUCACUAGUUUCUAGAUUGCGAUUAUACGCGCACAGAAAGUCCCUGGAUUUUUGGGAAAAAGAAAAGUUUUUUGACCUGCCCAAGCUAGCUUUCAGCUUGAGGUUACGAAAAUGUGCUGCCACAAGCGCCAAACCCUCGCGGCGAUUUUUGCCCCGCGAGGGGAUGGCGCGCCGCGCGCGCGGCGGAACUCGAUUUUUACGAGCUCCCCAGCACCCCCCACUGGGCGCCACGCGCCUGCCCACCGCACCGCCGGAGGGCGCGUUGGCCCUCCCGCGGCCUACGCACGAGCGCUUUGGCCCGUGCGCCGGCAGCCCGCUCCGCUCCGCUCCGCUCUGCUCCGCUCUGCAUGUGAACUCCGCCCCGUGGGUGUAGCAUUAACGCUCUCACCCGACCGCACCCGAGCCUCCGCGGAGGCGCGAACCGUGGUUCGCCUUCGCCGAGAUGCGCCAUUGCAUCGACCGGCGGCGUCGCGCGUGAGUGCAUUUUUUGCACCGCACACGACGGGGUUCGCGGGGCCCGUUGCCCCCAACCCUCUCCCUAGUUGGUCCCUCAGCCGACAUUUUUUGUCGACUGUCGUCCAGGAACCUUCCAGAGAGCGUAUCUUUUCUCUCACCUAAGUUAACUCACCAGUUAGUAUAAUCACUUCCCCCGCAAGCUCCUCCAGUGCAUAAAUAUCAUGUUCAAGAAAAAACCCGAUGAACAAGUCCGAAUAAGUACUAUCUAAGCCUCAUGAUGGGACAGUAACAAUGUUUCCUUUUCAUCACCUGCCGACCGUCUAGCUUUUACCGACUUUGCUUGUAUCCUCACGAGCAGCUUGUCCUUUUCGCAGGUCGUGGAUG
Messenger RNA from Amoebophrya sp. A25, 8113 nucleotides. The record is from the annotation of a GenBank genome assembly. NCBI's taxonomy places the organism in Eukaryota, Dinophyceae, Syndiniales, Amoebophryaceae.